Messenger RNA from Aaosphaeria arxii CBS 175.79, 2106 nucleotides. RefSeq lists its product as uncharacterized. The record is from RefSeq and is a predicted model, not a curated record. Gene Ontology annotation, biological process: regulation of DNA-templated transcription. NCBI's taxonomy places the organism in Eukaryota, Fungi, Ascomycota, Dothideomycetes, Pleosporales. Gene Ontology annotation, cellular component: Rpd3L complex; nucleus; Rpd3L-Expanded complex. The coding region runs from base 1 to 2106 and encodes 701 amino acids. The transcript is spliced from 2 exons.
AUGCCACCCGCGGGCAGCUCGCGCACUGCGGUGGCCACCACAGCUUCAGACCGCCGUCAAUCAACGCGACAAGGCCGUACGAGCGUUACGAGACCUACCAAUUACUAUGCGCGCACCUUCGCGGGCAGACUCUCUGCCAUGGGCGGGCUGGAACAGACACCGCCUGCGGUGAAUUCGAACCCGGGAUUCCUCCCAGCCCUCACACACUUCACACAGGCCGUAGAUGCGUUUCCAAAAGAACUCAUUAAACACUUUUCUAUGUUCAAGGAAGUGGAGGCGAAAAUGCACGAUUCCGAGCAGAUGCUCGAGCAGCUCUUCCGAGAGAUCGCGCGCCAACCCGUCCCAACCGUCCGCGAGCGACACUCAGCCACCCAGACCCUCGCAGCGGGUGACAACAGCGCAAAUAACAGCCUUCCUACCGACCGCAGCGGCCUCCCUCAGUCCGAGCAGGCUCAGCUUGAGCGCCGCGAGCUGUUCCUCCGUCUGCGUGUCGUUCUGGCAUCAAUGCUUGCGACGCUGGACGAGAAGAUGGUUGUACUGAACUCAGCCAAAGGAACUAAGGACAGAGGUCUUGCGCGCAUGCUCAAUUCCUACGCCCACCUCGAUGAAGAGAUCAGCGAGGAGGCUCGCUAUGGAAGCCUCACACACUGGGCCUAUGCCGACAAGGAAGAGAAGAAGAAAGGCGGAGCAUCACACGAGCGACAACGAAGAGAGGUGGUCGCAGCGAACAAUCUCGCUGCUGCCGCGCAGCAUGUUCACGAUGUUGACUCAAUUGCUGCUAAGAGCGAAGCUAGACGCGAGGCCAUGUUGGCCAACAAACGAAACCGACACAACCACGUCGACUCCGAAUUCGAAGAUCGCCCCGUCAAGAAAACCCAUAAACGUAAGGCGGUCGCAGCAGAUGCGGGUGCCGCAGUUGGGUUGGGUAUCAUGAGUAACGGAGUGGCACAACCAGGAGGCAAGCGGAAGAAGACCGAGAAAGCAUUGGCUGCGGCCGCUGCGGCCACAGCAGCCGCUCCAGCAAUGGAGAGAUCGCUCAGCGGUGCGCUCAAAGCUGCUGGAGGAAGUGGGAGGGGUGGCGGCAGCCCAAGAGCUACACCUGCAACAGAGGGUGGUCCAAAGCGAAAGCCUCGUACUGGCCUGGAACAAGCUCAGCGGAAGAAUCAGUUGCCUACCCAUUCUCCCCCUCUUGCUUCAUCACCACUUGCUUCAAGCUUCGCCAUUUCCAAGGCGACAGGCGGAGCUGCUGAUCGGCCAGCAUCUGCUCGUGCUAGAAAGAAUUCGACCGCAAACUCGGUGGCCUCAGUCGCUCAAGAGGCACCAAACGGUCGUCGCCCAUCCUCCUCACACUCCAUACGCCCUCCUCCGACAACCACUGCUGUGGAAGAGCCCGAGCAACCGGUAGCAACUACCCGGGAAACCACGUCGACAAAAGUCCCUACACCUAAGGAAGUCCCCGAGCCUCCUCAACCUCCCAAACCUUCCACUCUCAAACACGAAGAACCUGAGGUUGAAGAACCUGAAAAGAUGGAAAUCGACGUCCCUACACCAGCCCCAGUCAACACAACCAAGGCCAGCAAAUCAUCCAAAACAGCUACGCCUGUCGUCAGCACAUUCCCCGAAAUACCUAUGGCGCGAAGUCGAAGCACACGCAACGCCAACAACGGCAAUGGCAACGGCACUUCCCAGACAUCAUCCGAGAACAACAGCACUUCCACUGGAACAGUCUCGAAGCGUGGUCCCAAGAAGAGUGCACAAACGACAAACAGUGCAGCCUCUCCCGCUCUCAAGGCUACCAAAGAGGUUACGAAGCCCGAUCCACCAUCUUCUGCGUCGUCCGUGGCGCCCGAUCCCGAGUACAGCGACGGGGCCGAUGAAGAUGGUGAUGAACCCCGAUUCUGCUUCUGUAACGAAGUCUCCUACGGAGCCAUGGUGGGCUGUGACAACGAGUCAUGCCCGCGAGAAUGGUUCCAUCUGGCCUGCGUCAACUUGGACAAGCCACCGCCAUCGCGCACCAAGUGGUUCUGCAGCGACCAGUGCAAGGAGGCCUACAACCGGACCACUGGCAAGGGAAAGGGCGGUCGUCCGGGAAGCAGUAGACAAUAG